Dinoponera quadriceps is the source of this 2616-nucleotide messenger RNA. RefSeq names its product zinc finger protein Xfin-like. The transcript is spliced from 2 exons. Gene Ontology annotation, molecular function: chromatin insulator sequence binding. The annotation marks the transcript as partial. Gene Ontology annotation, cellular component: chromosome. Gene Ontology annotation, biological process: regulation of transcription by RNA polymerase II. NCBI's taxonomy places the organism in Eukaryota, Metazoa, Arthropoda, Insecta, Hymenoptera, Formicidae. The record is from RefSeq and is a predicted model, not a curated record.
GACGCAGUGCAUGUCCAGGCGUUUCAUUCGUUCUUUCCGUUGUUCCAUGCUGUAGAGCUCGAGGGUAUCCUGCUGCAGCCGUUCGAGAUCUUCGACUUGUGCUACCGCUGUCCCAGCUGCCACCGCAGUUUCAAACGGAAGAACAGCCUCAGCCGGCACCUGCUGUACGCGUGCGGGCAGAAUCCGCGCUUCGAGUGUCCCUACUGCAGUCACCGGUGCAAGCUGCGCAGCGACGUUUACAGGCACGUCCGUGCCAAUCACAAGAGACACGAGGUGCUGGCCGUCGACGUGGUCAAACGCUGCGUCAAGAAACCCUGCGUUACUGCUUCUGUGUUCGCAGGCAUCUAUCUCGUCCCGGGCUUGCAGGAGAAACUGCGUAACUACGGCACGCAUAAAAAGUUCCCUUGUCCGAACUGCUCGAGAAUCUUCGUUUGGAAGUGCACCCUGAAGAGACAUUUGCGCAACGAGUGCGGCAAGGAGCCGCGUUUCAAGUGCCCGCAUUGCGAUUAUCGCGGCAAGUGGAAGGCCAACAUUAGCAGGCACAUCAAGCGAAUGCAUAAGAAUUGCAGCAUCUACGUCCUGACCACCAACUGAACGAUCUCCCGAUUUUCCCCUAGCACGAUCCUUUGUGUCUUAAGUCUCAGGAUUUGUGACCGGAACAACUGUCGUACCGCUUGGCAAUCGUGUGCGGGCAAGUUUGAGUGAAGUGAUUUUAUUUUGUAACGAUGCAUCCCCCCGGCCGACCGACCAUCCGUCGGACCGCUAACGGCGCUUACACAAAAGCCUGCACACGUGACUCGCGUGUGUACCCACGCUAGCAACAAACCGUUAUUGUUGUAAACAACGGCGUGCCAAAGAACCACGGCGGAAGCGGUAUAUAAACCUGCUCCGCCGUGGAAAAGAGGCCGAUUCCGCCGGAUCGAGAGAUCGCAGGCUGCUCCCGAUCCCCAGGUCGAGGAACCGCGACGGUGUGUGCGCAACUGACAACCUUCCGGCAAGACCGAGGUCGUGUUUACGCGGUCUCUCCCGUGGAAGUCGCGGGCGCCAACUACCUUUACGGGACGGUGAGUUCGCCGUCUCGCUCGUGGCGCGGACCUGGAGAUAGGGACGAGCAGGGGUGGUGUGUUCGCCGAGAUUUCUCGACCUCGCCCGCUCUACUCCCGUCAUCGGGCAUUGCGUCUCCGGGGCCAGCGAACGCCCCAUGGGCAGACCUCGGGAUAUCCCUGCGACCGACCGCGUAGAUACCGAGCGUAUCGUGAAACCGCGACCCGCGAGUGCAUCCCGUCAUUUGCACACGAAUUAAAGCCACAGGGCAACAACGCGCCCGCUUUCCGCCGCUGCGCUAGGCACCGCGACCAGCGUGUACAUCCUAUAUAUAUAUAGAUAUACACGACGGCGGCUAUUUCGCGAACGCCGAAACAUCGAACGCCGAGCUCCGUAAAACGCGAUACCGGGAAACGCAAGACAACACGUCGAAACUGUCAUCGAAUAUUUACUUUCUCGAAGAUGGAUUUAAAGUUCCGUUCGCACGACCAUCUGUACCGAACAACGUACUAAUAAACAGCGAUUAUUAAACCACACUGCUGAACUCGCUCACUCACUUCCACAAACACACACACACACACACGAAAGCACGCCUGGAGAUCCGGCGAGCUACACCGGGAUCACCGCUCCGCCGUGAUGACCGAGCACGGUCAACCGUUACUACUCCGCACCGAUCCGAGGCUGAUCCGAACAGCCAAAAACCGACCGGCAGGAUCCGGCUCACAAUCUGAGACCGCUGAUUACGUUAAAGAACAAAAAAAACUACAUUUAAGACCAUUGUUAUGUGCUUUAAAUUACGAUUGUAUUUAGAGAGAAAGAUAUUUUCUCAAUGAAUGUUCUUUUUUUGGACACGCGUAAUGGCGACGAAAAGUACGAAUUGGACGAUAUGGACGGGUGUUUCUUCGAUUUUCGAUUUUACUGCAAUGUUUCAGCGACAAUUCAUUUUGGAAGCAUUAAAAAUAAACAGUGAUGCGAAGAAGAACGAGGUGGCAAGUUGGUGUUUUCCCGAGGAGACUUCGGCGGUUUAAAAUUAGGAAAUCGCGAAAGAUUAACGGGGGCAACAAAGACCGCGCGCGGGCUCGAGAUACGAAGACUGGUACAGAUCUUCCUUCCCGUCACGUCUGCAGCUAAGGCUGCGUCCUAGCUUCUGCAUGCUAGUUGUUCAGGACAUCGAUCAGUAUAUGCUCCGCGAGUAUCUUUCCGAGCGGUCUAGUGUGUAUCUGGCCAGGGUUUCUUUCUGGUAAACACACCGAGAACUCUAGCCUGUUUGCGUAGAACUUUGGAAAAAAUGGGGGACCAGAAGUCACUACAAAAUGCAUUUCUCGAAAUGUAAGGAUCGACCUUAUUUUUUUGGCGGCAGGAAGUGGUUUCUUUUUCAUCAGGAAAUCGAAAACGAGGUUUUUUGUCACUCACGGAGACUCACGUGUCACAUCAAUUAUUCUUCUUUCUCAUCUCGGUAUGUUCAGACGAUAUUCUGAGAUGAGAAUGCCUCGUAUGAUCUCUUUCGUCUAACGAAUUGCAAACUAUUUCGCUCACAGAGAUACUCUUGUUCCUUUCAGACUUCCUCGUGAG